Messenger RNA from Lasiosphaeria miniovina, 390 nucleotides. RefSeq lists its product as uncharacterized. The coding region runs from base 1 to 390 and encodes 129 amino acids. NCBI's taxonomy places the organism in Eukaryota, Fungi, Ascomycota, Sordariomycetes, Sordariales, Lasiosphaeriaceae. The transcript is spliced from 2 exons. The record is from RefSeq and is a predicted model, not a curated record.
AUGACAACAAUUGCCCCUCCUUCCCCGCUCCCCGAGUUCGUCUACAAGAUCACUCCGACGGCGCCGCCCGAUCCGAUACCCGAGGCAUACCCGCUUUCGGACCUCGACCGGCAAGAUGGCUUUGUGCACCUGAGCACCGCGUGGCAGAUCCCCAUCACGGCCGACCUCUUCUUCACCAGCACGCCCGAGUUCUGGAUCCUCAAGCUGCGCCUCGCCAACUUCGCCCCCGCCAGCGUCAAGUGGGACGAGACCCCCGGCACCAACGGCUGCCCGCACCUGUACGGCAACUUUGGCGCCGCCGACAUCGUGGGCGCCAGGCGCUUUGCCCGCGGGCCCGACGGUCAGUCGUGGCGCGACACGCUGCAGGCCGAGGCCGCGUGGCUGGAGUAG